GAUCCUAUGUGGGACUCUACUGUGUUUGUGAUUUCUUCAUAAACAAAAGGCUGCAAAAGGUGCCAGUCGUCCCAAUCGCAAGGCUGCAACAAAAGUGAGUUUACGAAACGCUUUUCCCCAAAAUGGACACAAUAGAAUCGCAGCUGAUGGUGCGAAACAAGUGUGAACAGUUGCAGCAAUCGAUUAAAGAGCUGUACGCGUGGCAGGAUCAGAUGAAAGCAGCAACUUCUGCUAAAGCUCCGCCAGUGGAUAAUAGUGAGGCCAAAACAUUACCACCCGUACGGAGCGAUGUAAAGGCGAUGAGCAAAUUUGCCGAGGACCAUACCACUGCAGAGAAGCAGGAUCAGGCCGAGAGUGAAACCGUGAACAAAAAAGUGCUGGCCGAUGCGGAGAUGCUCAAGGAAAGAGGCAACAAGCAGUGCAAGCUCGGAAACUACCAGGAAGCAAUUGAACUGUACAGUCAAGCCAUAGAAACGUACGGCGAAAACGCUGCCUACUACAGCAACCGUGCCCUGUGUUACAUGAACUUGGAUCUGUUUGACGAUUGUCUAGCGGACUGUAGUACGGCACUCGAGAAAGAUCCCAAGUACUUAAAGGCGUACUAUCGUCGAAUGCAAGCGUUCGAACGGCUGGGCGAGAACGAAAAGGCUGCAACCGAAUGUCGACAAAUAUUGCGCCUGUCGCAGGAUGAAGCGGAAUUAAACGCGGCCAAGCGUGAUUUGGCCCGCAUUGAGAAGCGCAUCGAAAGCUCCCCGAAACCAGUUUCUUCACCGGGUAAGGCAACGACGCCCGCAAUGGAUGCUACGCUGGCACUGGUGAAGCAAGAAGCCGACAAAUACAAGGAACUCGGCAACAAACAUCUCGCCCGGAAGGAUUUCGAAAAGGCCGAACGCAGCUACACAAAAGCAAUUACGCUGUUUAGCGAGGAAGCCAUCUACUACACGAAUCGCAGCCUUUGCUAUUGGAAUCUGAAAGAUUACGACAAAUGUUUGGCCGAUUGUAAUAAGGCGAUCCAGCUAGAUGAAACCUACUUCCGGCCGUACUACCGUCGGAUGCAGGUGCGUGAACUGCGCGGUGCAUACCAGAGCGCGGUCGAAGACUGCCGCAAGUUUAUCGAACUUACCAAGGACGAGAAACAGAAAGCGACCGCCGAAAAGGAUCUGCAACGGCUGGAGCGACUGGUCAAAAGCGAGCAGCCCGCCAAACAGGCGUUCGUUUGGAGUGAAAUUAAGAAAAAUGCCAAACUGAUCAAGUUCGUGCAGAAGCCACCGCAUCUACGCUCAAAAAAGCCGCUCACACGGAUCGCCAUCAAGGACCUGACGCCGUGCCCGCUGGUGUUACCCAACAGACAGCAGCUUCCUCCAGCGGCAAAGCGCAAAAACAUUCCCGAUGCAGUUAUCGAUAAAAUAUUCAACAACAACACGGGCGAACAGUUGAUCGAGCCGAAGGAAACGACCAACCUCGAACAUCUGUUCCCGGCGCACUCGAACAAACUGCGCAACCUCUUUUCACCGCCUACUACGCCGACCGAGCAAAGGAAACCACCAUUCACGGCACCACCAAACAAAGCAACCGCCGCAACGGUAUCGAAGCAGGGGACGACGACGACAACAACAAGCAAAUCCGAAGCGAAGGAACAUAUUAAGUCGGCGGAAGCAGUCAAACCGGUGGUGCUACCAUCACCACCAACACAGGAUAAGAAAGUGAAAGAUAAAAGUAAUCACGGCAGCCAGGAUACAUGCGAACCACAUCCCAGCCCGUCAACAACUGCCCCUGUGACAGCGGCACCGUCGUCCUCCUUGGAACCACCAACCACUGUUCCCGAUCUUCCAACGUCAAUGCCUCAAUUUUACACCACCUGGAGUGGAUUGACACAAGAUUUAAGAUACAAGUAUUUAAAGGUGGUUAGCGAGAAAACUUCUAUACUGAGAUUACUCGGCGCCGGUCUAUCGAACGAAAUUCUCAGUGAAAUGCUGCAAAUCCUCCGGACACAGUUCAUUCCCAACCAGGACUCGGUGACGAGCGUUUUGAAGGACCUGGUGGCAAACGAAUCGAUCGACAUACUGUCGCUAAUGAUGAACGAAAAGGAUCGCGAAGCUGUGAAAGAAUUGCUCAAAUAUAUGGAAGCUAAUGAAGUAAAGCAGGCAGAUCUGCAGACCAUUCGACGUAAACUCGGGUGUGAUGAGCGCUAAUCCUCAGCAACAGCACCGCCUCUUCUUUACAUAUUAGUGCACUACUCCCUCUACCCUGUGGUAUUCAGCGUAAUUGCAACACGUUAAGAAAGAUCUUUUCUAAUAAUUAACCCCACGUGCACCAAUAUCAGUAGCAGUAGUAGUAGUUGGCAAGUUGCUGCAUUACUUGAAUAAAAUGGUUUGAGUGCUACUAUUGCAGGUUA
Anopheles stephensi (Asian malaria mosquito) is the source of this 2395-nucleotide messenger RNA. RefSeq names its product RNA polymerase II-associated protein 3 (gene spag). The transcript has 6 exons. Gene Ontology annotation, molecular function: heat shock protein binding. Lineage: Eukaryota; Metazoa; Arthropoda; Insecta; Diptera; Culicidae. Gene Ontology annotation, cellular component: cytosol; mitochondrion. The record is from RefSeq and is a predicted model, not a curated record. The coding region runs from base 123 to 2192 and encodes 689 amino acids.